AUGCCCUCUCUCUUUGUUUUGAAGAAGGAUUGAUGAUCCUUGGUCAAUGGGAUUCCCAUUUCAUUAUGGGGUCUCAUAAUUCUCCCUUCAACUCCCAGGGCAGAGUUUAAAUGGUUUGAAUUAUUUUUCCUAGUUAGCGUUUUUUUAGCGAGUUAGUUUUCUACAGGAUGGGGUCGCUAACCCCAUGCGCAACUCUCCUUCCUUAUCCGGACUUGGAACCGGUAGUGGCCCCCGGGGGGAUACAGGCGAAGUUAUUCCAGUCCAGCGAACAGAUAAUAGUGAUCGUCAGCUGCAACUGUGCUUAGACAAUCGUUUAUUUUUGGGAAACACUAGUUUUAGGCAUAAGGAGAGAUAUUGUCUCACAUGGCGACCUUCUGAAUCAAACCAAAGAUGGACUCAAGUAGACCAUAUUGUCAUUAGUCAUCGUUGGAGAGGCUCGACAGAAGACUGCCGCUCGUUCUGGAGUACAUGUUUAGACUCUGUAGAUGCUCUAAUACGAGAACGAAUUUGCUUGUGCCUCACUGGAACCUGACAGGAGGAACACUUUAAGGAACAGUUUGGUUGGUCUUCAGCUACUCUACAACUACUCACCAUUUCUAAACAGCCUGAAUGGAACAAUGAAAUAAGUCCCCCACCUCUAAUUAAGGUUCACAAAGUUAUAGCUAACCUAAAACAAGGAAAGGCAGCUGUUCCAGAUGGAGGUCUUUAAGGAUGGUAGUCCAGUUUUAGCGAUUAGGUUGACUAAU
Schistosoma rodhaini is the source of this 746-nucleotide messenger RNA. The record is from the annotation of a GenBank genome assembly. NCBI's taxonomy places the organism in Eukaryota, Metazoa, Platyhelminthes, Trematoda, Strigeidida, Schistosomatidae.